Pelobates cultripes (western spadefoot toad) is the source of this 13678-nucleotide messenger RNA. The record is from the annotation of a GenBank genome assembly. NCBI's taxonomy places the organism in Eukaryota, Metazoa, Chordata, Amphibia, Anura, Pelobatidae.
AUGGAUGGUAAGAAGGCGAAGAAGAGGACCAUUGAAGAGGUAGAGAGCAGAGGAAGAACACAACAAAAAGAAGACAACAAGGACAGUGACAUCAGGAAAGAGCUACAGGUGAAGAAAAGGAAGAAAGAAGAACAUAAAGAUGAAGAAGGAAAACAACGCGCAAGUGAAGAGGAAAUUAUUGAAGAAAUCAGCGACUCUCCAGAAAAUCCAGAAGAUCCAGGUCCAUCUUUGGAUUCAUCUCUUUCGCUGCAGAGAUUUACAUUCCACCGACUGCUUGGCAAGGGUGGCUAUGGAAAGGUACGCAAUUUGUGAAAUAUCCAUUUACACAGCAGAUUUGUUAUUUUUACAAAAGAAACAGAAUGUUUUUGGGGUGAUGUUAUUGAACACAUUAUUGAUUAAUAUAAUUCUCAAUAAUUGGUUAUAGGAUGUAAGAGUACACCCUUGUCAAAUUAUUUAAAGAUUUAUAUUUGAAAGUUUAAACAUGUGAUUUGUCUCUGAUUGUGGUCACUUAGUUUCAUCUAUUGCUGGUUUCAACUUGAAAAUAUAUUCUGUUUGCUCACCUGUAACAUUGAACUUUAUGUCAAUUUAUUUUAACAUCAAUGAGAAAAUUUACUGAAAAAUUAGAUACAGAGAUGGUUAUAAAACCUAUUCUGUUGUUUAGAUAGGGUUAGGUGAGUAAUAACGGCAUAACCCUGUGUAACAUUACAAAUUAGCCUAGCACUGGUAUAAUUAAGACCAGACCUGCCCCCCAUUCUUUCAUUUAUUGUUAUUUUUUUGUUACACGUUUUUAUUUUUAGCACAUUUUUUUAUCCAUUAUUACUUUGUGCAAAUUCUUUAACUAUUUUACUAAUAAAAUUGUAUUUAAAAUAUCUUCUAUUUAAGAAUGAUUUUUUAAUUGGUUGUAAUCUCAGGGACAUCUGCUUCCCCCCACUUUUCAAGUCGGAGGUCCCACCUUCCCAUUUUGUAUCUAAUUUAUUUUAAGAUUAGUUCUAUGGGCAGUGCACAGUAUUGAAAAUUAAACAAUGUUAUUAUUAUUAUUAUUAUUGGCAUUUAUAUAGCGCCAACUAAUUCCGCAGCGCUUUACAAUAUUAUGAAAAGGGGGGAAAUGUACAAUAAAUGAGACAAUUACACAGUAACACAGGAACAAUUGGUAGAUGAGGGUUAAUUCACUAAACAGUUUGUAAUGUGAUGAAUUAUACAAAUUAGGAUAAAGUAGACCUUCACCCAUUUUAACCCAAAUAAUAUUGCCUUCUCAAUUCACAUAAACAUACUCUUUGGUGAAUAAAUUCCAUAUUCCAUAUUUCUUACAUGUUCCUCUGUUGGAUAUUUAAUUGUCAUUUAGUUAGUAGUACUGGGAAUUGAUAGUGUUUGUUGUGAUUUUUCACUGUAAUUAUGGCCAGUUUAAUCCACUCCAACUGUCACUACAAUUGCUAGUUCCUGGUCACAUGACCUGAUAGGAAUGAUGGACAUUCUCAAAGCUAUAGUAGGAUAGCGAGAGAGAUACAUUUCUACUAAAUGUCAAUGGAAACUGUAUCACAGUCUAUUGUUAUGAAAACUGAAUUAUUUCUACUUAAGAAAACAUAUACAAUGCUUAUGUUUCAUGGAUUGUAUAAAUAAAAGUGCGAUAGAGGAUCUUUUCACAUUUUGAAGAUUUAAUAAAGCUUUAUAGAAUAUACUUCCUUACAUACUACAAUACACAGGAAGUUACUGUGUUAAUUAUGUAAUUGUACAAUGGGUCACCCAGUUAAUACUGUAUCAUGUAAAUCAUUUUGGUCUCUGUUAAGAACCAAUGCACUGGAUUCUCUUUUUGUUUGUGCUAUCGCUUGUGCUGUUAUUUGUGCUUUUGCUGUGUAUUUUCUAAAGCUGAUGUGCGCAACUAUAAUAAAAAUAUUCUGUUCAAGUACAGCAAUAUUCUCUGUGUAUGUAAAAAAACAAAACAAAAUUAUAUAUAUAUACACACUCAAAGUAGUGCACUCACUGGUCUUCUUAAUUUGCAAACUUUAUUAACCAAUGUUCAGUAACUUUACCGUAUCAUCAACGUUUCGGUCCUCAUUCGGACUAGGACUGAAGUGUUGAUGAUACGGUAAAGUUACUGAACAUUGGUGAAUAAAGUUUGCAAAUUAAGAAGACCAGUGAGUGCACUACUUUGAGUGUAUGUAUUGUUAAAAGGCUGGAGGAGCACCUUAGCAAGUAAAACGGAAGAGUGAGUGGAUUUGUGAGUGGUCUGACAUCAUAUUCAGGUUCCCGGCAUAACUAAGCAAUGCGAGGGAGCUGAGCAGUAAGCCCGCAAUAAAAGCUGCCGCCCGCCUCGUGUGGGCCCCCCAGAACACGAGGCUAACAAGGCAGUGCCGCCCAAGGCAAAUGCCUUGUUAGCCUUGCGGUGAAUACACCGCUGGGCACCCUACCAGUGACCUAUGGUAGCAUGCCCACAGAGAGGGCUCAGCGUGCCAUCUGUGGCAUGCAUGCCAUAGGUUCGCCAUCGCUGCUAUAAAUGAUAAGUGGUGCCAAUGGUUUAGAUAUGCCAUUAGAAUGCUAAUCUGAUACAUAAGCAUCAAUCAGCCAUAUCUGGUACAGACUUCAGUAAAUAAACAGGACAGGGAUUCGAUUGUGCACAACUACUCUGUUGUGUUUUUGAUCAAGUUAGGUGUAAUGAGACCAUAGGGCAUAUUAAAGUUAGUUUAAAGGAGAAAGGCUAAAAAACAAAAUAAUAAUGUAUUUUACAAGAUAUGUCUGUGAUAUAAUAACCACACAGUAGGUUUCUUAAAGGGAAACUACAGUGCCAGGAAAUCAAAGUUGUUCUCCUGGUACCAUAGCUCUCCCCUGCCUCACAGCCCUCACCCCCGUGCGCAGAAGGAGUUAAAGCCCUACUGUCACAAUGUCGGUGCUGGUUUGGGUUUGCCUCUGCUCCUCCCCUGCUGACGUCAUCCGGCAGGGGAGACCUAAUGCGUAUGCACGGCAAUGGCCAUGUUUGCAUUAGUAUUUCUACCAUAGGGGGUUUAACAUGACACUGGAUGUCCUCAUUCAUAGCGUGAGGACGUCCAGCGUCAGUUAGGCGACCAAAUGUCACCUAAUGACCCGGAAGUCCCUCUAGUGACUUGUUUGGUAGAAAAUUACUAGAGCUGGAGUUUACCCUCAAAGGUAAUUAUUGUAGUUUAUUAAAGGACCACUAUAGUGCCAGGAAAACAUACUCGUUUUCCUGGCACUAUAGUGCCCUGAGGGUGCCCCCACCCUCAGGGACCCUCUCCCGCCGGGCUAUGGGGAGAGGAAGGGGUUAAACUCUUACCUUUCUCUAGCGCCGGGCGGGGAGCUCUCCACCUCCUCUUCGGCUGAAUGCGCAUUCGCGGCAGGAGCUGCGCGCACAUUCAGCCAGUCUCAUAGGAAAGCAUUCAUAAUGCUUUCCUAUGGACGCUUGCGUCUUGAAACACGCAAGCGUCUCUAGCGGCUGUCAAUAAGACAGCCACUAGAGGCUUUAGAGGCUGGAAUAACCUAUUAAACAUAGCAGUUUCAGAGAAAAAAUGGGUUAACCCUAGCUUGACCAGGCACUCAAACCACUUCAUUAAGCUGAAGUGGUCUGGGUGCCUAGAGUGGUCCUUUAAAGACUGCAAUAAUAACCUUUGCAGGGUCAAGGAGCCUGGAACUAUGCACCCAAAUCACUUCAAUGAGCUGAACUGGUCAGGGUGCCUAUAGUGUCCUUUUAGGUAAAUAUAGCUUGCUACAUUUAAAACAUUUGUGUCAGUUUUCCUUUAAAUACAUCAUGCUAAUAGAUAUGUUAGCACACAAGGAUUGACACAAAAUUCUGAAAGCCUUUUUAUUUACGUGUCAUCCAGGUCUUCCUGGCAUCGGAUAAAACAACGAAGAAGGUGGUGGCUUUGAAAAUAGUGAGGAAGAAAGACCUUCUCACUGAAGCCUCAGACAGGACACUCGCUGAACGACGAGUGCUGGAGAUGGCAGCCGGAAGUCCUUACCUAACCAAAGCCUAUGGAGCGUUUCAGAUCCCGGUAAUUCCUUAAUGGUCAUAAAUCAACUUUCUAUUAACAAACCAACCAGCAAUAUAUCUGCAGAUGUUUGCUUUAAAUUUUCUGUGGCAAAUUGUUUUCUAACCAAUAUAUACCAAAGACAAAAUUUACUAUCCCUAUUAUAAACUCACCUGCCACGUUAAGGCAAACCUCUUAGGUGAAUCCUACACUAAAAAUUCACCUUCCUGUCUUGAACUAACAGGUAAAAAUCUCUAAUGAGACAAAAAAGGGUAUUUUUCCAAAGCCUUUUGAGUGAUACUAAAAAACCUCCAGUUAUUUAAAUGUCUACAGGGAUUUGGGAUAGUGAGCAAGUAACUUUGUAACUUUGUUGCUUUGUUUUUUAUUGUAUGUAUUGGGGCUGAUGGGUACCAUAGUCAUUGCUGCUGCUGCCAGGAGUAGUGGGCGUUUAAGCACAGGGCUUGAUUUUGUAUAGUUUCUAACCCAUACCUAGCUCGUUCAGUAUCUCAUUGCUAUCCAAAUAUAGAAAGAUUAGCAACUCAUAAUUAGAAAGAGUAAUUUUUGCAUUAUCCUUUAGGCUACACGUGGAAUGCUCAAAUUUGUACUUAUUUUGUGCUUUUUGCAUAUUUCACAUGGCUAUUUUUUAAACAUUUCUUUCAAAGUUUGCAAUAUUAAUUGUGUUUGUGCUAUGUAUUUUGUUAACUUGAUUUGAAUGGCAGCAAAGUACUAGAGAGAUGCUCAGUCCCUUAAGCACUAAAAGUGCUGAACUCUCAAGUGCAGAGGGAUUGCUAGAUUCCUGGCACCAGUGACACUAAUAAAAGCGGCAAAGGAAUGUUCCAUCUCUCAGGAACAAAGAGAAUCAGCACACUCAACCCUAGGAGUUGUUGCAGAGGGUUCUCAGGUCAGUUUCAAUGCAGAGGAUCAUGUUUGUGCUGGCAAGAACAAAACUUAUGUUUCAAUGCACCAAUCUCAACGUGAUGCCUAAACGCUAUAAUUUUGUAUUUGCCAACAUUUUGAAAUCUUGCACUUUGUUUGAAGUUUCGAUAUUUCAAAACUUAGGUGAAGAAUUGCAGUUCGAUAAUUCAAAGCUAAGGGGAAGCAAAAAAUUAUUGCAUAUUUGCCUAUUCAGGAGUGAUCACUGGUAUCUCCAAAUUUACUGUUAGAAAACAUCUAAUGUCAGUUUUGGGUUGCAUUCUGAAUUAUCUGUUAUUUUUUUUUAAAAUAUAUAUUCCAAUCUUAAUAGAUUUUAAGGAUUAUAAAUUAUAAGUUUUUUCUCAAAAUGGCAUAAGCACAGUGAUCAAAGGCACUCCGUUACAGUUGGUUCCUUAAACAGAGCAUCAUUUUUUUCCCCAAAGCUCUAGGAUUUAGCAAAGUACAGGAAAUUAUGUUUUAACAAGUUUUCUUUUUGCUGUUUAAGUGUUUGUGUUGUGAAGUAUAUCCCAUUGUAUUUUAUUUUCAACCAGACCCAUCUAUGCUACGUGUUGGAGUAUCUGCAUGGUGGUGAUCUUGACAGCUUCCUGAAAAGAAACAUCAGACUGGAACCUUGCAUUGCAAUGUAAGUCUUAAAAUACAAUGCUUAAAAUGGAGACCGGACGAGGAGAGGGGAAAUAUGGGUCAGAGCAAUGAGAAGAUUUAACAGGAAGAAGUAUGACAAGGCCUGAGGAAAGAGUCACAUUUAAAGAAUUGUUUUGGAAAAGAGGGUUGGUAAAGGAACCCUAAAGUUUCAAAUAAAAUUCUAAUAGUUUUAAUAAUGACCAAAUCACCCAACAUAAACAUUUACAGAUUAAAAAUAUCAUUAAAGUUUAUGGAACAAUGUUAAAUAAUGUUUUUCUAUUAAAAGAACAGAAGUAUAAUUCUCAAUAUGGAGUCACUGUAUAUAUUGACGGGAGGAUUGGAAAGGAAUUAAUUUGGGUGGGAGUAAAAGGAGACAGUUACUAAUAGAGAAUAUACAGCUGCCCACCACCACGUUUUCUACUAUUAGCAUUGUUUGGUAGACACUGGUGAAUGCCAUAGAUAAAGAAUUUAGAAAAAUUAGGAACCUCAGUGAGUCUGAAACAUAUAUACAGGGAGUGCAGAAUUAUUAGGCAAGUUGUAUUUUUGAGGAUUAAUUUUAUUAUUGAACAACAACCAUGUUCUCAAUGAACCCAAAAAACUCAUUAAUAUCAAAGCUGAAUAUUUUUGGAAGUAGUUUUUAGUUUGUUUUUAGUUAUAGCUAUGUUAGGGGGAUAUCUGUGUGUGCAGGUGACUAUUACUGUGCAUAAUUAUUAGGCAACUUAACAAAAAACAAAUAUAUACCCAUUUCAAUUAUUUAUUAUUACCAGUGAAACCAAUAUAACAUCUCAACAUUCACAAAUAUACAUUUCUGACAUUCAAAAACAAAACAAAAACAAAUCAGUGACCAAUAUAGCCACCUUUCUUUGCAAGGACACUCAAAAGCCUGCCAUCCAUGGAUUCUGUCAGUGUUUUGAUCUGUUCACCAUCAACAUUGCGUGCAGCAGCAACCACAGCCUCCCAGACACUGUUCAGAGAGGUGUACUGUUUUCCCUCCUUGUAAAUCUCACAUUUGAUGAUGGACCACAGGUUCUCAAUGGGGUUCAGAUCAGGUGAACAAGGAGGCCAUGUCAUUAGAUUUUCUUCUUUUAUACCCUUUCUUGCCAGCCACGCUGUGGAGUACUUGGACGCGUGUGAUGGAGCAUUGUCCUGCAUGAAAAUCAUGUUUUUCUUGAAGGAUGCAGACUUCUUCCUGUACCACUGCUUGAAGAAGGUGUCUUCCAGGAACUGGCAGUAGGACUGGGAGUUGAGCUUGACUCCAUCCUCAACCCGAAAAGGCCCCACAAGCUCAUCUUUGAUGAUACCAGCCCAAACCAGUACUCCACCUCCACCUUGCUGGCGUCUGAGUCGGACUGGAGCUCUCUGCCCUUUACCAAUCCAGCCACGGGCCCAUCCAUCUGGCCCAUCAAGACUCACUCUCAUUUCAUCAGUCCAUAAAACCUUAGAAAAAUCAGUCUUGAGAUAUUUCUUGGCCCAGUCUUGACGUUUCAGCUUGUGUGUCUUGUUCAGUGGUGGUCGUCUUUCAGCCUUUCUUACCUUGGCCAUGUCUCUGAGUAUUGCACACCUUGUGCUUUGGGCACUCCAGUGAUGUUGCAGCUCUGAAAUAUGGCCAAACUGGUGGCAAGUGGCAUCGUGGCAGCUGCACGCUUGACUUUUCUCAGUUCAUGGGCAGUUAUUUUGCGCCUUGGUUUUUCCACACGCUUCUUGCGACCCUGUUGACUAUUUUGAAUGAAACGCUUGAUUGUUCGAUGAUCACGCUUCAGAAGCUUUGCAAUUUUAAGAGUGCUGCAUCCCUUUGCAAGAUAUCUCACUAUUUUUGACUUUUCUGAGCCUGUCAAAUCCUUCUUUUGACCCAUUUUGCCAAAGGAAAGGAAGUUGCCUAAUAAUUAUGCACACCUGAUAUAGGGUGUUGAUGUCAUUAGACCACACCCCUUCUCAUUACAGAGAUGCACAUCACCUAAUAUGCUUAAUUGGUAGUAGGCUUUCGAGCCUAUACAGCUUGGAGUAAGACAACAUGCAUAAAGAGGAUGAUGUGGUCAAAAUACUCAUUUGCCUAAUAAUUCUGCACUCCCUGUACAUACAAUAAAUAUACACUGAAUAUAAAUAUUCUACAAAAUGCUAACUCAGUAUGAAUCCAUGUUUGUGUGAUGAUGUAGAAAUGUGUGGGCACAUACACCUAGUGUUGCUAAGAAACAAGCAUACAAUGUAUAACAAAGAGUGUCGGUGUAUAAAAACAACGACAUGUAAAAAAGGAGGAAAAGGUAGAAAGAGUGAAGGCAUGUUACUGAAGUAUCUUAGCUAAAGCAUAUCUGUACAUGAGUCCAAGCAAUCAUCAAAUGUAGAAGCCGAGAAUCGACAAAUACGAGGAGAUGCAGGAGAUAGAGAACUGUGGCUGUGUGUGAUUGAAGUGUCUAAGGGUAAACAGUGAAAUCACCAUGUGUGCUGCAUGCAACCAGUGAUCAACAUGUGAAAUUAGAGCAAGAAUACCAGUGAGUUCCUACAGUGAUAGACAAUAGAGAGUGAGAAAGACAAGCUGGUGAAGAAAAAAAACUGUAAUUAGAGGCAGAUCAAAGAUAUAGAUAUACCGAGGAGCUCAAAAUAGACAAAAACUACUGCAACUGGUGCUAAAUCGAUUCAUAACAUAUAAUACUGAUUUUACACAUAGCACUAGGCAACAAUAUGAACAACAGAUAAGCACAAGCCAUUUUGCACACAACCGAACAUGUAAGAGCUAUGGAAAUGGAUGGAAAAUUGCCACAAUGAGUAACAGCAAAUAUAAAGGAAGCUAGUCAAUAAAAAGAAUAAGAAGAUGCCUGCUAUGUAUGGUAUAGAUGUCCUAACAAGAUAUACAAUUGUUAUACAGAGAAAUAUGAUGGUAGAAACAUAUUUGAAAAUAAAAAGUAUUCACCAGUAAUACUAGAAAAAGUAUAUGUGACAGUAAGAAAAGUGAAUGUAGGCAAGAGAGAGCUCUGAUUAUAUAUAUAUAUAGUAGAGAUUGUAGCCGUAUUAGUCCAGUGAUGUAGAUGUAAAAAACAGAUAAAAUUCUUAUCUUGUAAUACCUUUUUUAUUGGACUAACAGAAUUUUUAAUUGACAAGCUUUCGGGAGAACCUCCCUUUCUCAAGUCUGAAGCAUUUCUGAGCAAAACGACACAUAGAAUUCAAAGUUGAGUUGUGAUACAGGGGUUAAAGCGACAUGAGUGUAGAUAAGACAAGGGUUUGUUAGAAAAUAGACACCAUCUUAGCAGAGGGUCAUAAAUAUCUUGUUGAAGAGAAGAGUAGGGGGGAGAGAGGGAAAAGAAAAACAAAUAAGCAGACAGUGCACAGGAUGAUACACUUUAUACAUGCACACACACAGAAAUAUGUAUAUGUGAACGCAUAAACACAUGUAUAUAUACAUAAACACAUAUACAUACAUGCACAUGGACUCAUAUACAUAAAUAUAAAUGCACAGUAAUAUAUAUAAGCAUUCAUGCAUACGAGUAUGGGAAAGCAUAGGUCUACACAUAGUACUUUGUAUAUAGAUAGAAUAAACAUAUAGGAAUGCAUUUUAAAGUGUUGGUACAUAUGACAGAAUAGUAAGAUAAUGCUGGGAGAGUGUUCAUGUAAAGUGUUGGUAGUGGGACAGGAAUCCCAAAUCAAUAUUUAGUCCUCUCUUCUUGCUGUUAAACCAUUUAAUCAUUCUGGCUUCAAAGGCUUUUCUUUCCUGGGUAUUUUUAAAACCCCCUUUCAGUACUUUGAUUUUUAGGUCCUUCAGUGAGUGGCCAGGCUGGGUAAAGUGGUGUCCCACAGGAGUGCAGUAUGAUUCUAAGAUGGUGUCUAUUUUCUAACAAACCCUUGUCUUAUCUACACUCAUGUCGCUUUAACCCCUGUAUCACAACUCAACUUUGAAUUCUAUGUGUCGUUUUGCUCAGAAAUGCUUCAGACUUGAGAAAGGGAGGUUCUCCCGAAAGCUUGUCAUUAAAAAAUUCUGUUAGUCCAAUAAAAAAGGUAUUACAAGAUAAGAAUUUUAUCUGUUUUUUACAUCUAUAUAUAUAUAUAUAUAUAUAUAUAUAUCUAUCUAUAUCUAUAUAUAUAGAUAUAUAUAUAUAUAUAUUAUUACAGUGGAUUUUCCCUAGGUCAGCUCAUUUAGGAAGAUCUCAUUUUAAGAAGUAAGUUCAUUUUAUAUUAAAUACUUUGUUGAUUAAUAUUUGAAUUCUUGUUUAUCAGAUUCCUUGCUGCGGAGAUUGCGUGUGGACUCCAAUAUCUCCACCAACACGACAUUGUGCAUCGGUAAACACAUCUUCGUUAAACGAUAUAUUAAUAAGCUUGCUCUCUCUACACUGUGCUGUCCUUUUUUUACCCAUAUUGUUUAGCUACAUUUUUACCUUUCUCUCAGGUGAGUUAAGAUUUUUUGCUCAUACACUUCAGCUGUAAGAGGGCAUUUUACAAACCGUUUCAACUUAACACUAAGAAGAGGAUUUUUACUUACGUUUGAGAAAAACAUUUACUCGUGUUGGGCAGAGCAGAAAAAAGGAAGGGCAGGAUAAGAAAGAAAGAAGCAGAAUGGUCAUUUCUAGUCCAACUGAUUAAGAGAAAUGUAGAAAACUGCAUUCAUUAAAACUAAAUUACAAAAUCCUUUUUUAAAUUGUCUCCUAAAUUCAGGUAUAAGCAGCCUGUUUCAUUUCUCUGUGAAUUGAUGGGGCAUUAUUUCAUUGAUUGGCUAUAGCUCAUAAAUAGAUUUGUACACACUUCCAGAAUUUUACUAUUAGUAAGCCAUGUAAACGACCUGUUUCAUGACAGAUCUUCAAUAAACUAUAAAUCUUAUGAUAUUUCUCUCUACAGAGACAUAAAGCCAAGGAACAUAAUGCUGGAUGAAGCGGGUCACAUCAGGAUAGGCGACUUUGGACUGGCGCUGGAGAUGUACGGCAAGAGGACAGCAAAGGGUUACGCAGGCACUGUAGAUUAUAUGGCUCCAGAGGUAGGAUAGACCAUGGCUACUGUUUGGCUUUGAGGCUACAUGACUUGAUCAUAUUACAUCUCACCAAGAGCAACAAUCACUCUGUAGCUAAACAGAUCUUUAUAGCUAUGAAGAUGAAACACAAUGUCUGAACACUACUUCAGACAACAGGGCGCCACAGCCACUAUAAAUAUAUAUUACUGAAAAUAGGAGAUUCCCAUAAAUGAAAAACAAUCGGUGGAAAUACAAAGUCCACUUUAUUGCAUAUAAAGAACAAUAGUACACAAUAGUGCAACAAGAACAGUGUAUAUAAAAUAAUAUCAAAAAUAAGUACACAGCCAAAUUGGCCAAGAGCCCCUAAGGGUAGCAGCUAUAAACAUACAAGUAACUACACUGAUAGUAAAAGUGCAAAGUGCUAAAGUGCAAGGGUGCAGGGUACUGAUAAUACUGCUCCACAAACCAAAAACAGCACAGUGCAUACAAUAUAGGAUGGAAUGCAAAUAGAGUACAUGUAGAGUGUACAGCAAGCUCCUGAGGAAGUCGACAUCGACAAAACGCGUAGAGCAUUCACAAGAGCCCUGUAUUUUCGGUAUAGCAGUCUUUCUCUACAUGUACUCUAUUUGCAUUCCAUCCUAUAUUGUAUGCACUGUGCUGUUUUUGGUUUGUGGAGCAGUAUUAUCAGUACCCUGCACCCUUGCACUUAGGCACUUUUACUAUCGGUGUAGUUACUUGUAUGUUUAUAGCUGCUACCCUUAGGGGCUCUUGGCCAAUUUGGCUAUGUACUUAUUUUUUAUAUUAUUUUAUAUACACUGUGCUUGUUGCACUAUUGUGUACUAUUGUUCUUUAUAUGCAAUAAAGUGGACUUUGUAUUUCCACCAAUUGUUUUUCAUUUAUGGGAAUCUCCUAUUUUCAGUAAUAUAUAUUUAUAGUGGCUGUGGCGCCCUGUUGUCUGAAGUAGUGUUCAGACAUUGUGUUUAUUUUGUAUAGAGGUUGGGAGUGACCUCGUGACAGUGGCUUGCCUACACUAGCUUUGUGACCUAUUAUCACCUUCACCACCCACACAUUUAUCUUUUGUUUUGUUUUUUAUCAAUGUUCAUGUUAUUCUCCUCUGUAAUAAGGUAUCAUGGUUGAUAUUAUAAUAAGCAUGGGUUAACAUCUUUAUUUAUUAUGGCUGAUGGCAACAGUGCUUGGCUAGGUCCUCCAAACUUUAAAGACAAUUCUUUAAAAUUGAAAAACACCUUCAGUGAUUGUCUAUACUGUCCCAACCAGUCAUAUUGCUCCGAAUCAUUGCACAUUUGUAGUGAAAUAUAUAUUUUUUAUAAGUUGCCUAUUCUAAUAGGCAGACGAUGAGAACAGCAUUAUAUUUGACAGUAAUACUUUCUUUCCUGUAAGGAAACACUUGACUUAAUCAUUUCUGAAAUUAUGUUGGCAGAUGCGGAAAGGAAGAAAAUAUAAUGCUGCAGUAGAUUGGUGGGCCUAUGGUCUAAUCCUUCAUAAGCUGGCCAAGAGAGCAUUUCCAAAAAAUCCAAAUGCUGCCCAAACAAUGCUUCAUGACACCACAGAUCACCCUGAGUGUCAAAGAAAACAGGUCAAAGAUCUCGUGAAAAAGGUGUGUAUGAUCCGGCAGUCUAAAUUAAUGUCCUGAAAAAGAGAACAUUUAUUUAUAGAAAACUAUUAACAAAGAGUGACACGGAAUGCCCAUAAAUGACAAUGGUGUCUAUAUAUGGUAAUAUCGAAAAAAAGAUAAAAGAUAUAUUAAUUCAGUCAAAUGCUUAUAGCUCAUACCAGCUUAAAGUCAUAUAAGACAGGAUAAUAUUUAAGGAGGGGAUUUCAGGGAAUUAAAUAUAUACACAAUAAAACAAUCAAGAACACAGUGAUAAAAUGACUAAAACUAGAGAGAAUCGGGAACUGAUUCUGGGUUAGGUAGUUUCUCCUAUUGAGAACAGGAAAACCUUAAACAUUGCAUUCAACAUAUGAAGUCGAGUGGAGAUAAAAGCGACUGUACUAGUAAUAAUCUUGCACCUUUGAUUCUUAGAAUGUCCCUUUAACCUUGUGAUACUGCAUACAGAUUUACAGAUAUCUAUAUUGUGUUUGCAUGUGUUUUAGUCAAUGAACAAAGGCAGUGGCAGUUUUAUUGUUGACAUUCUACUCUUCCAUUUGCAGCUCCUGUGCAAAAAUCCAUCUCAGCGCUUGGGGGCAGCUAGCAGCAUCCAAUUCCAUCCUUUCUUCCAGUCCAUUGACUGGGAUGACCUGGAGGCUGGCAGGCUAGAUCCCCCCUUUGUGCUAAGAACAGUAAGUAUACGGAAACUUCAAAUAGAGACCAGAAAAAUCAAUGUAACAAAAUGAGUGACUAGUUUAUGAAAAGAUAAGAGAGACGAUCAAAGUGCUAAUAUGGUGUGACCGUGGAUUACUGGUUGUGAUCGGGACUAUGUAUAUCGGAGUAGUUUGGGGUAAUUAGCCCAGAAACACAAACAAUGUCUAAACUUGGCAGCACUGCAAGCUCCAAAGUGUCCUCUCCAGCCAUAUCCAUACACCUCUGCCCCUGUCCCUAACCAAACAGUUGUGCCUGUCCCUUUGUACCCAACUAUCUUAAAAAACCUCAUAGGAAAGCACGGUGUGGAAGUCCUAAUGGUGGGGUGGUGGUCACCGUUAAUCCACAUUAGGUUCCCAGAUCACACUGAGGUUGAAGAAAGAGGAGCCCAAUCCAGCACCCAGGGACCCUAGCGCUGGAAUCAGGUAAGUGGUUAAAAGGUUUUUUAGGCCUUUCAUGUCCUGGGUGCAGUGUAAGCAUAGGGAGAGUGUAGUGUUAGGAAAACAGUUUUGCAUUCCUAACACUAUAGUGUUCCUUGAAACAAUCUAGCCUUUAAUUUUCCUUUUGUUCAUUGCCAUUAUGGCUAGAACACUGUGAUAAUAGGAAAAUUACACCAGUUUAUACAUAUAGCUUUUGGCAUUCUGCAAUCUCCCCCCUCCAUCUUUUACAUCCAUAUUGGUGUUCUUAUACUGCUUUCUAGGAAUGGUAACACUUAUUGGAUGUGUUGUUGUACAAUGUGUAAAUACUACAGUAACUUCUUAUGUCUUCUCUUUAUAGCCACCACUGGAGAGCUUAAUAUCACGAGUAAUACAGGAGACCCUAACAUCUCGAUACGAAGCAUUUACUCCAUCUAUUCCACCAGAGCAGCAGCAGUUUCUUGGAUUUUCUUUUAACACCCUCUCCUAG